Messenger RNA from Phaeoacremonium minimum UCRPA7, 528 nucleotides. RefSeq names its product putative cytochrome c oxidase subunit v protein. The transcript is spliced from 3 exons. The record is from RefSeq and is a predicted model, not a curated record. NCBI's taxonomy places the organism in Eukaryota, Fungi, Ascomycota, Sordariomycetes, Togniniales, Togniniaceae. The coding region runs from base 1 to 528 and encodes 175 amino acids. Gene Ontology annotation, biological process: mitochondrial electron transport, cytochrome c to oxygen.
AUGCUGCGAGUUCCGACUUCAACGGCCCUGCGUAGCAGCAUCGUCCGUGCCAGCCGCCAGUCCGCGACCACCUCGCUGGUCUGCCGCGCUGCCGCCUCCACCCACGCAAUCUCCAACCCGACUCUGGCCAACAUCGAGAAGAGAUGGGAAGGCCUGCCGCUGCAGGAGCAGGCUGAGCUAUGGAUGGCCCUCCGGGACCGUAUGAAGGAGAACUGGAAGGAGUUGACCCUCCAGGAAAAGAAGGCUGCCUACUGGAUCGCGUUUGGUCCUCACGGUCCUCGAGCUCUUCCCCCUCCGGGUGAGGGCAAGAAGGUCGCCCUCUACACCGUUCUCGGCGUUGGUAUCAGUCUGGCCAUCUUCACCGCGAUGCGCAUGUUCGCCGGACCUUCUCCUCACACCAUGACCAAGGAAUGGCAGGAGGCAUCCAACGAGUACCUCAAGGGCCAAGGAUCCGAGCCGUUCACAGGCUAUUCUUCCGAGGGCUAUGCCGGCAAGGGCAUGGUUCAAUCCCCACCUGCGAAGCCUUAA